Oppia nitens is the source of this 989-nucleotide messenger RNA. RefSeq lists its product as uncharacterized. Gene Ontology annotation, cellular component: lipid droplet; cytosol. The coding region runs from base 86 to 769 and encodes 227 amino acids. The record is from RefSeq and is a predicted model, not a curated record. Lineage: Eukaryota; Metazoa; Arthropoda; Arachnida; Sarcoptiformes; Oppiidae. Gene Ontology annotation, biological process: positive regulation of triglyceride storage; lipid storage. The transcript is spliced from 2 exons.
AGUAGACAUUCAAUCGGAUGUAAACUCUCUAAACUAUCAUUUGAUCAGAAAAAGUGUUAAAAAUCCUUAAUUUUAGUCGCUGUUAAUGCAAGUGGUUAUCAAACGUAUUAAAAUGACAAUUGCCGAGACCACACCCUAUAAUUUCUUUGAGUUACUCCUGCAGAUACCGAUCAUUGUUGCGAUCAAAAAGUUUGGUAUCAAUCUAUACGAUGGUCUAAAACGAUUCAAUCCUUACAUUGACUACACGCUGAUGAUCAGCGAACGGGUAGUGGUUAUGGUGGCCAGUAGUCAGGCGGUGACCAAAGUUGGCAAACGAUUGGAGAAGCCGUUGGGAAUUGUGGACUCGUACGCCUGCAACGGUCUUACAGCCCUCGAGACUAAGUAUCCGUCCAUACAUAUGGCACCCGAAGACUUCAAAGAGGAAGCGCUAAAUCAAAUGACUUCAUUUAAAGGAAUGAGUCUCCAAAAGUUGGAUCAAUUUAAAGGCACUUUAAGCAGACAGCGAAAGAUCGGAAUGGAUAAGGCUUUUCAUAUGUUAGAAGGAUUGCUGAAGAGUCGACUCAACAUUUAUGUUGAUGUGAUCGACAAAACAGUCGACAAUUAUCUGCCGGCACUGGARGACGGCAAUUACGACAACAAUAAGUUGGAUGUGAUUCCAGAGGAGACCGGACUAAUGGCCCGCUUGUCUUACAUACCGACCAAAGUUCAGACACGACUGGUCCAGAGAUACAAUAAUCUUGUACUCAGAGUUACUUUUAAUGAAAACUAAAUAUAACUAAUCUUUUUAAGUAUAUAAUGUAUACAUAUUUUAAAAUAAUCACUAAUCAUAAUUCAAAACAUUUUGUUUGUUUAAAUCUGUUUAAAAUAAAUUUUUAAUUUAAUGAAUUUUAAAAAAGUGCAAUUUAUAUAAAUUCCCCAAUAACCUUGAUAACUACAAAAAAUGUGUGUAAUGUAAAAACAGGUAUGCUACUUUUGUUUUUAAAUAAUAA